This is a messenger RNA of Globicephala melas (long-finned pilot whale), 889 nucleotides long. It is a transcript of the gene MXD3, whose product is annotated as MAX dimerization protein 3. Gene Ontology annotation, molecular function: DNA-binding transcription factor activity, RNA polymerase II-specific; protein dimerization activity; RNA polymerase II cis-regulatory region sequence-specific DNA binding. Gene Ontology annotation, biological process: regulation of transcription by RNA polymerase II. The record is from RefSeq and is a predicted model, not a curated record. Lineage: Eukaryota; Metazoa; Chordata; Mammalia; Artiodactyla; Delphinidae.
CAAAAGUGGUGCAGCCGCUGCUCCGGCCAGCAUCCUAGGCCCGCCCGCAGCCAGCUGUCGCCGACAUGGAACCCGUGGCCAGCAACAUCCAGGUCUUGCUGCAGGCGGCGGAGUUCCUGGAGCGCCGCGAGAGAGAGGCAGAGCAUGGCUAUGCGUCCCUGUGCCCACACCGAAGUCCGGGCCCAGUCCACAGGAGGAGGAAGCGGUCUCCCCAAGCUCCUGGCGCGCUGGACAGUGGGCGGUCUGUGCACAACGAGCUGGAGAAGCGCAGGAGGGCCCAGCUGAAGCGGUGCCUGGAGCAGCUGAAGCAGCAGAUGCCCCUGGGGGCUGACUGUGCCCGAUACACCACACUGAGCCUUCUGCGCAGGGCCAGGAUGCACAUCCAGAAGCUGGAGGAGCAGGAGCAGCGGGCCCGGCGGCUCAAGGAGAAGCUGCGCAGCAAGCAGCAGAGCCUGCGGCAGCAGCUGGAGCAGCUCCGGGGGCUGGCCGGGGCGGGCGAGCGCGAGCGGCUGCGAGCAGACAGCCUGGACUCCUCAGGCCUCUCCUCUGAGCGCUCCGACUCAGACCAAGAGGAGCUGGAGGUGGACGUGGAGAGCCUGGUGUUCGGGGGCGAGGCUGAGCUGCUGCGGGGCUUCAGCGCGGGCCAGGAGCACAGCUACUCACACAGCAGCAGCACCUGGCUAUGACCCUCACCUCCUGGAGCGACCUCUGCCCUCAGCCCACCCUCUGCUCUGCCAGGCUGGAGCCCUCACCAAGCCUCCAGGGCUGCUCAGAGUACUGCUGGAAUGGACUAAAAGGACCGUGUGGGAACAGGUGCUCCCCGUACCUUGCUGCUGGCUGCUGGCAGUCCCACCUAGGACGGGGCGCCGAGCCCACCUGAGCCCUGCAG